Molecule: messenger RNA, 1428 nt
Organism: Thlaspi arvense
Lineage: Eukaryota; Viridiplantae; Streptophyta; Magnoliopsida; Brassicales; Brassicaceae
Source: the annotation of a GenBank genome assembly
AUGUCCGUUUUACCCCCGCGGCUUCUUCGUUUGUCCUUCACUCCCAAAAACGAUUUCUUUCAUCUCAAAACCAAAGCUUUCUUGGUCCAGAAGCUUUCAGAAACUACCGACCUCUUUCUCACGAAUCUAUUACAUACUUUGAUUCUGAAACUUGGAUUCGCAACUGACACUUUCACUGCGAAUCUCCUCAUAAAUAAGUAUGUCAAACUCAGAGAAAUCAACACUGCACGCAAGGUGUUCGAUGAAAUGUGCGAACCAAAUGUCGUUUCCUGGACUUCGGUUAUUUCUGGAUACAACGACACGAGUCAACCACAAACUGCUCUUUCUAUGUUUCAGGAGAUGCACAAAGCCAGAUCCGUGUCUCCCAACGAGUUCACGUUCGCUAGCGUCUUUAAAGCCUGCUCGGCUUUGGCAGAAUCAAGAAUCGGGAAAAACAUCCAUGCCCGUCUUGAGGUUUCCGGGCUCAGAAGCAACACCGUGAUGAGUUCCUCUCUUCUUGACAUGUACGGUAAAUGCAACGAUGUGGAAACGGCUAGACGGGUUUUCGAUUCCAUGGCUAGUUAUGGCAGAAAUGUUGUUUCUUGGACCUCGAUGAUCACUGCUUAUGCGCAGAACGCUCGAGGUCACGAAGCUAUUGAGCUGUUUAGAUCGUUCAAUGCUGCUUCGACGAACGAUAGACCGAAUCAGUUUAUGCGGGCUAGUGUUAUCAGCGCCUGCACGAGUUUAGGUAGGCUACAAUGGGGAAAAGUUUCUCACGGGUUAGUCACUAGAGGAGGUUACGAAUCGAACAUCGUGGUUGCUACCUCGCUUCUUGAUAUGUACGCGAAAUGCGGGUCUCUGAGCUGCGCGGAGAAGAUCUUCUUGAGGAUUCGGUGUCACUCUGUUAUAUCGUACACUUCUAUGAUCAUGGCAAAGGCAAAGCAUGGACUUGGUGAACCGGCGAUUCAACUAUUCGAUGAGAUGGUUUCAAGGAGAAUAAAGCCUAACUAUGUGACGUUACUCGGCGUGCUACACGCUUGUGGCCACUCGGGUCUUGUCAACGAAGGGUUAGGAUACUUGAACUCAAUGAAGGAGAAGCAUGGUGUGGUUCCUGACCCGAGGCAUUACACUUGCGUUGUUGAUAUGCUUGGGAGAUUUGGUCGUGUUGAUGAAGCUUAUGAAUUGGCGAAGACGAUAGAAGUUGGAGCAGAGCAAGGUGCGCUCAUGUGGGGAGCUCUGCUUUCAGCUGGUAGGUUACAUGGAAGAGUUGAUAUUGUUUGUGAAGCUAGCAAGCGGUUAAUACAGUCAAAUCAGCAAGUGACAAGCGCGUAUGUGGCUUUGUCCAAUGCUCACGCUGUAGCUGGAGGAUGGGAAGAUUCAGAGUCUCUGAGAUUAGAGAUGAAACGUGGUGGAAACGUGAAAGAACGAGCUUAUGCGCAGAACGCUUGA